This is a messenger RNA of Colletotrichum spaethianum, 342 nucleotides long. RefSeq lists its product as uncharacterized. Lineage: Eukaryota; Fungi; Ascomycota; Sordariomycetes; Glomerellales; Glomerellaceae. The transcript has a single exon. The coding region runs from base 1 to 342 and encodes 113 amino acids. The record is from RefSeq and is a predicted model, not a curated record.
AUGACUGCCUUUCGGAACCAUCUCGCCAGAUACCGCGAGAAACGUGCUCAUGUUGCUCAGAGCUUUGCGCAGUUCGACUUGUUUACCUGCACGCUUGCUAUCCUUAGCUUCACUCGACCUCCUAUGUACGUACGGUGCGCUGUCACGCCAGCUUGGCCUUCCUGCGGCGGCGGCGGCGGCGGCGGCGAGCUACGAACGAGGUCCCAUGGUUGUGCAACCAUGCGCCACGACAUAGCAGCCAACGAGACCAAACUUGUUGUCCCGCAGCGUGUAGUCCUUGCAGUCUUCGCCAACGAUGGACACAGACUGGUGACCUGUGGCAUGGGCCACUCUGCGCUGUAA